UUUCCUCUUGGUCAAUAUUUUUCAUUAAGCUAUGUUACAUUCUUGCUGCCGGUUCGCUUGUGAAAAAUACUGUCAACUUUGAGCUUAACACGAUGAAAUCCAUACGACUCGGAAUAUUCCUCAUUUUGUUGUUUUUAAUCAGCUACACUACUGCUCAAAACGAAUCGAAUUCGACCGUAGUUGACGAUGAUCAGCAAGAAAUCAAACAGGAUGAAGAAAUACAAGCUCAGACAGCAGUUGACGAUGCUCCUGUAGUCGAAGAACACGAAGGAAUACAAGCCCAGCCAGAAGUACACGAUGCUCCCGUAGUCAAAAAAGGUAAAGAAAUACCACCAGCCCAGACAGCAGUUGACGAUGCUCCCGUAAUCGAAAAAGGUAAAGAAAUACCACCAGCCCAUUCAGCAGGUCGUAAUACUCCUUUGGUCGAAGAAGAUGAAGAAAUGCGAGCCUUUACAGCUGCCAUGGCCUUGGCAAAACAACGACUUGUCGUCCAGACUGUCAGGAUCGUACACCAGGCCCAAACAACUGUCGGAGGCGUCAAACGCGGUCUAAGAAAAUCUCGAUGUCUGUUCAGAAGAUUCAACCAAAAAGUUAAACAGAAUUUGAAAAAACUCGCCGAGAAACUAAGAUACCAGAAAGAGAGACUUAAGCAAACAAUUCGCAGGAUUUUGAAAAAAAAAACGCUGGACAAAAGUUAAGCCGGUUGUUUGAGAUUUUAUUUAUUUUUUGUAUGAUAUAAGAAUUACUCGUACUUGAUGCUAGAGGCCUGAUGUGAUGUGAUCUUUGGGGAUGAAAGGCUUUCGUUAAAAUUUCAUUUGGUAAUCUUUUUUGCUGGUAAAUCGAUCGUGAAGUAGUUUAAAUUUAGAUUGGGAAAUUUUUCGAUUACACUGAAGAACGAGGUUUUCGAAACUUGAUACUGGCGAAUUAUAUCAUUGGCGAGUUGAUUCAUCAAAAAUACAAUUUGUAGAAUAUUGAGAAACCUUUUUUUUUUUUUUUAAAAUUAAUUAGGUACUUGAUAUGUAAGAAUAAAAUAGUAUUAUUUUUUAAUUAAUAAUAGUUAUUUUUGUGAAUUGUGAUUGAGUAAAGGAUUUAUUGCCCAAUCGUUGGCGAGCAAUUUGAUCAUAUUUUAGAUCAAUUGAUUACGAACAGUAAAGAGAUAACCGUGGUAAUCUGUAUUUUUUUUCACGAGUUGAAGAGUGAUUCGUUCGAAAGAUUUUGAAUCGAUCGUUCACAUCACGUUUAUAAAAGAAUUGUGAACUACUCGAUUACUGAAAUGAUCUGUUAAUUAAUUUUUUUUGCUCGUAUCGGGUCGACAUGCCUAACUCCUCAACAUGAAAAAGCCCUCAAUCUAAAUCUAAAUCUGAACACCCUUCUCCUAGCUGUCAGUACUUGAGGAACUUAACUGCGUCAUCAUCAAGUGUCCGAUUUAAUUUUCCAGGAUUGUUUUUUCUUUUUCCUGAUCAUUCACACUCAAAUAAGUGCUUCUGAGUCUGAACUUUGCCACAUUCACACAAAUCAUCAUCAGCCAACUGCCAUCUAUGAAGGUUGUACUUGGAUCGUGUGACUUGGCUCCUCAAUCUGUUAAGUGUUUUCCACAGUCCAUAUUCCAGAUGUUCUCCACUUGGUAGGGCUUCCUGCUUGGUUCUUCCCUCAGCACCUGCAUUCCAUAUGCGACAUCUAUCUGUGCUGGGAGUAUCUCUUAGUUCUUUAACUGUUUUCAUGAAACUGUGUCUUGAUCUGAGGCGGGUCUCUGCCAGUUCUUCAUACCCAUACAUAGGAUGCAGCAGAUUUUUGUAGCAUCUUUGUCUUCAAGUCUGACUGCUGCUGGGGCAAAUCCACUCAACUCAUAUUGGUGUUGGGUGUAAGCACCCUGUCAGCAAUCAACAUGCUUUGUUUAAGGGUAUAUCAACUUUACUUGCAUUUGCCAAAUGACUCCAAACAGGGCAGGCAUACUCCCCCAUUGAAUAGCACAGUGUCAGCGCAUUGUAGUUGCCUCACAGUGCCUUUUGUAGGUCAAGGACCUAUCUAGGGUUACACCUAGGUAUUUGGGGUUAUCUGCAUGUUUAAGAUCUGUUCCACCACAUCAAAUAUUCAAUUUCAAUUGCCGAUUUCUGAGACAAAAAGAGCAUUUUUCUGCCUUUGUUGGAUUUGGUUUGAGGUGGUUAUCUUUAUAGUAUGGUGCAGCUCCUCUAUAGCCUGGUUUAGCGUCCCCCCCGCCUCUGCAAAUGUAUUAUGUUGGGCAGUUAGUGCAAGAUCAUCUGCAUACAAAAAGUGGUUAGUAUCUGGCCUGAUUGGUUGGUUUUUGGUGUAAAUGUUGAAGAGAAUUGGUGACAAAACACUGUCCUGGGGCAAUCUGCUCUUUUGCUGCCUCCAAGUGCUGGUUUUACCAUUGAGUGUCACAUAAAAUCUUUAGUUUUUCAUCAACAUAGUGACUAUCUAUGUAAAUUUAAAAUCCUUUGUAAGUUGGUACACCUUAUACUACCCGUACAACAAUUGUUGACGUCGACAUUUACAUCGACUACAUUUUUUUCCAACAUGAUGAUGGAAAAGUGACCAAUAAGUUAUUUAAUAGGAAUCUUCUGUCCAUAAAGAAGCCAGGUUAAUGAAAAUUUUCGAAAUUUUCUCAUUAUUUCUGAUACCUCGACAUGCAAUGUUGACAUGUUGAUGUAAAAUUUGAUGCUUGAAAUUUACAUCCACAACACUAUGUUGACCAAUUUUUCAGAAUUAAAAUUUCUGUUUCAGUGUUUAAAAGCUCAGUAAACAUUUGAAAAGAUGAUCUUUGUUUGAAGGGAGAAAAAUUUUUUAAUGGACUUGAUAAAAUUAUUCACUUUUCCAUAGUUUGGAGUUGUCGAUGUGAAAGUCGAUCAUCCACAAAUACAUCGACACUAACAUCAACCAAAUUUUCAAAGAUUUUUCAAAUUUGAAAAAUUAAGUUGAUAUUGUGGAUGUAUUUGUUGAUGUCGAAUUUCACAUCAACAUUAACAUCAACAUGUCGUCAACAUGAAAAUGUAUUAGUUUAGUACUCUUAAAUAACCUAUUGCACCUUUCAGUAUAAAGAGUUUAAUGUUCAACUAUACUGAAUAUGGACUUUUUGUCUGUACUUCUCGGAGGUGGCCUCUGUGUCGAUGCUGCUUUCGCUUUCAGCAUGAGCUAUGGCCACCUAUGUGUGUAAAAGAAAAUGAUUUUUGGAAAAAAAUUUCAAUUUUGAAACUAAAAUUUAAGAAUUUUGCAUAGCUGGAGGUCGACAUAAAUUUUGAUGCCAAUGUCAAUCCAUCCACAUCCGUCACAUUUGGACUUCACAUGUUGAUGUAAAUUUUGACCCUGUGUCGAGCCAAUUGUCAACAUAAAUGCUGAUCAACAUUGGUCGACAAUGACAUCAACAAUUGGCUCGACACAGAGUCAAAAUUCACAUCGACAUGUGGCAUCCAAAAGUGACGGAUGUGGAUGGGCCGACAUUCACAUCGAAAUUAGCAUGGUCAUUGUUGUACGGGUAUGUACUGGAGUAGUUGGUGGCACACUGUGUUGAAAGCAGCUGUAGGGUCGACAAACACCACUCUGCGACUUCCUUCUUUUCAAAGCCAUUUUCAAUGUGCUGUGUUAGGUGUAAUAUCUGGCCAAUGCAUGAUUUCCCUGGUCUAAAUCCAGCGUUCCAGCCUGCUGUCUGAUCAGCCCCUCAUUAGACAUGUCAUGUGUGCCAUUAGGAAAUUGCACGUUGGGUCGGUGGCGGAGUGAUUUAUCUGUGUGGUGGUGUUUUAACGGUGUGCGCCAAAUUUCACGCCGGCUUUAAAUUGAUGGCAGCCCGGCAUCGUGAACAUGGCAUAGGGUUAUUCAGAUGAAAUAUUUAGCCUAACAACCCCAUAGUUUUGUCUGUAAAAAAGAGAAAAUUUGGUAAUGCAGGUUUUUGAAUUUUAAGAUCUACACUUUCAACUUUGAUCACUAUUCGACCCAAAAUAUAAGGGGGACUUCAAUAGGAGAGAAUUGAAAAUUAAAAAAAAAUUUGACAUCAGUACCAAAAUUUGGGGUUUUAAGAGCUCUAAGAUAAUUUUUAAAGACCAUUCUUUGUGCGGUUUCACGCCAAUAAGAUAUCGGUGUGUCAAAAUUCAAAUUAUCGGCAGCAGUGUGAAAUUGGCGGCGCACAUGUCUAUCCCUCAUCUAUACAAUCAGUCAUGCGUUUCAAAAUUACUCUUUCAAAAAUCUUGUACAGGUGACACAGCAGGGAGAUAGGCAGGUGUAACUCUUUGGGUCAUUUGCAUCUUUGCCUGGUUUCUGUAAUGCAAUAACGUGUAACGUGUGCCUGUUGCCACAGUCUUGGCAUUCUUGAAGUUUCUAUACAGGCAUUAAACACUUUUUGGAUCCAAUUUAUUACCUUUGGUCUAAAGUGUUUAAUCUAUUCAGUAUACAUGUUAUCCACACCAGCAGCCUUCCUAUUUUUGGACAAUUUGAUUGCAGACUCUACUUCUUUGUUGGUAAUUGGUGUGGCAAAGUUAUUCACUUUCACAUCCAUGCAUCUUCCCACUUUCAUUCGGCUGCUUUUACUACCAGUCUUGCCAUUUAGAAGGAGUUGAUGUGCUACUGGGUUAGCUGUAACCUGUCUUAGCUCCAUCAAGUCUCUUCAACAGUGGCCAGGCCCUUUGGCUAUCUCUGCAGAAAUCUAGAUUCUCUACUAAUUCCUGCCAUUUUUUCUGUCUAGAUUCUGCUAUAUUGCUUGCUAAAGAUUUCCUAGCUCAAUGGUUUCCUCACUGAAGGGAUUUUCAUUAAAUUUUUUAACAUACACCUUAUAUUGUGCCAUGACCUGCAGCUCCAUUCCAGAGAUAUACUCCUUUCUUGCUCCCCUUGGAAUAUGAUCUUUUGAGGAUUUUUUUCUCAUCCUAGUCGACCUUUUGAGCCCAGUUUCGUUUGAAAAGCCUCCAAGGGUCUGCUCUCUCAAGACUCAGAAAUGACCCUGACAAAACCAAAUUUCCAGCAAUUUGAAUCAAUUUUCAUGUUCUUGUUGAGAUCUCAAGGCUUGAAAAAAAAUUAACGUUUGACUACUGCAGGUUGUAGCUUGUAAAAAAUAAUGAAAUUCUAGGGAGGGAGGUGGGAAGGGAGGAAAUAAUGAUAAGUUAUGAAAAAAAAUUCCUAGCGUAAAAUGGAAGCAUUUAUCAAUUCGAUGCAAUAUCAAGAAAAGUUUAAUUCAUUUCCGGAACUCAUUCCUUUCAAUGCGAAACGCUCUGCCCAGUCAUUCUGAAUAUGUUUUCCAUACCGAACAGUGGAUUCGACUGAAGGUGGACUUUUUUUAUCAGUCGUUUAUCUAAUAAGACUACAUAGUUUCAAUUAAUUAAAUCACUGUUUACAGGGUAGAUAAACUCCUAAUUUUAAAUUCUAUCUCUCUAGUUAUUUCCUCUUGGUCGAUAUUUUUAUUAAGCUACGCUACAUUCUUGCUGAGUACUUGUGUAUUGAUUUGCCUGUGAAAAAUAUAGUGUCGACUUUGUGUUCAACUAUGAAAGUCACAUUACCCGAAAUAUUCCUCGGUUUGGUUUUUUUGAUCAGUUUCGUUUCUGCAAGACAAUUGAUAAAUAGCGACGGUGCCGUAAGUUAGAUUUUUUUCAUUUCAUUUCCUGUUUUUUGAAGUGUGAUAUCUUCAAGAAAUUAUAAACCACGACGUUCUUUUAACCGAAGAUGAUGCAGAAAUACGAAACCUGACAGCUGCUUUGGCCAGAAAGCAACGAAUCAUGGUCGAGACUACUAUAAUACUACCACGAACCAGAACAGUCGAUGUUAACAAACUCAGGCAAAAGAAAUCUCUGCUAAGCCGAAUCAAUUUGAAAAUUAAGCAAAAUUUGAAGAAACUCGCAGAUAAAGUUAGAAAUAGGAAGAAAAAUAAUUAUUGAAUAUCGUAUUCGUAAAAUCGAGCAAUUUGGGACAGUUUUUACCUACCAUGUAUAGUUUGAGUGGAGGAAGGACUGGUAAAAUAUUAACUAGCGUUGUGGAAAAAAUUUCAAGGUGUUGUGCAUGGUUAAAGUGACGACGUUUUUAAUGUGUUGAUAAAAAAAAUAUUGUUUAUCAUACGCUGAUUUAUAUAAAAAAAAAAUUAAGGAAAAAUAACUUACUGUCAUCUUCAAAUGUGAAACUGUCGAGUUAAUAAUUAGCACUAUUCAUUUUACUUUCGAUUUCUCAAGCUUUAAUUUGAGAUUGAGACAUUGGGCAAUUUUCUAGGAUUACGAAUAAACCAAAAAAAAGGAUAAUUUGUUCAUGAGAUUUUUAAUGUUGAAGGGCGAGUGCUGUCUGAAAAAAAGCUCUUCAGUUUUUAUCCCAAGUUUUUAUAUGUAAUAAAAAAUUUACCACUAUUUUGAACCUUUUUUUUUGGAAUUUUUUUACUGUCUCCUCACUCGCAAAAAAAGAUGAAGCUGCUGUUGAAACCUCCCUCCCUACUCCCCUGAUGUAGAUGUCAAUCAACCUAAAUUAUCCAAAACUUCUGAAAACCUGUCUCAAUCAGAAAUUUGUACAGAUUUGAUGACUUUACUUGAUGACUAAGUCAUUAAAAAACUAAAUCUUGUGAAAGAAAGGCGUAAGGUCUAUUAUUUCUGUGAGAAUGAUAUUACUUGUGAUGUAUGUUAAUUCUGUUUACCUAUCGUGGGGUUCAUUUUUUUUGUUCAAUUUUUACCUAGGUAUUUGUAAGUUUCAUUUGUUAUUUUUUUGAUAAAUUUUUCCAAUAAAGACCAAUUUUAUGCUAUC
Planococcus citri (citrus mealybug) is the source of this 6714-nucleotide messenger RNA. RefSeq lists its product as uncharacterized. The transcript is spliced from 5 exons. NCBI's taxonomy places the organism in Eukaryota, Metazoa, Arthropoda, Insecta, Hemiptera, Pseudococcidae. The record is from RefSeq and is a predicted model, not a curated record. The coding region runs from base 93 to 698 and encodes 201 amino acids.